GUGAGCUGCGGGCGGAGGUGGACGGUGUCCCGCUCCACCACCUGGUGUCUGCAGACUCCUCCCCUUUCUGCUCGCCUCGGACGCCGCAGUGCUGCGACCCGACCUUCGACAGGAACCGGGACGUUCUCAGACGCGUGUCGGCUCCGGAUGCUGCAGCAGCCGUCCCGGAGAAGGACCGGUCCUGCCUCUUCAUCCUGAACCCCAGCUGCCCCGCCGGGUCAGGCCGCCCCACAGCCCAGGUCCUCCCCGUCCAGACGGACCCGGCUCCUCCUCUUCCUCCCUCCUGCCCCUCCCUCCCUCCGUUCGGCCCGCCGCAGACGUCCUUCCACCCUCAGCCGGUCUCGAACCCGGCGCGGAUCCUGGCCUCGCCCCGGAAGCCGCGGCCCAUCCCGCCGUGCGCCGACGACCGGACUGCUCUGCUGGGCGGGGUUUCUGUGGGAGGCGGCUUUGGUUCGGGUCCUGGGGUGGGGGUGGCGGCGAGGCUGGAGGGCCAGUUCACAGGACGGCCCGUGGACGGCUCCUCCGGGCAGCAGGAGGCGGGGCUUUGCCGCAGUCGAGGAGGAGGGGGCGGGGCCACGGGUCUGAUGGUGGAGACGAGUUCUGCACUAACCUCCACCUCCAACAGCCUCCACCACGUCUCCCAGCCCCCCCUACUCUUCCACCUGUCCUCCUCUCCAACAGGAUACUACUCCUACCCCACCUCCUCCUCCUCCUGCACCUCCUCCAGGUCUGGCAGCUCUGGUGGUUACGUUUCCAUGGCAACGACCAGCACCACCGCAGUGCCCGGCAGUGCCUACUACCAGCCCGCCUCCAGCCCCGCCCCCUCGUCCUGCUCCGCCCCCUCCACGGAUCAGAGUUCUCCUCACAGCCCCUCCCUGUGCGUCUGCAGCUCCUGCGGUUGCCGUGGAAACUGCGGCGCCUACGGGGCGUUGCCCGGGUACGCUGCUGCCGCGGGCUACCUGCAGCCGUUCUCCGCCGGGCCGUCCCUCUUCACCCUCGGACCCCUCCUCCACCUCAGCCCCUUCGUGGCCCCGUCCAGCGCCGCCGGCCCCGGGGCCCCGCCUUUUCCCUACCCGAUGGUGGUGCCGCCGCCGCUCUACCGCCACAGCCCCACGCCGCUCGACCAGCAGCCGGCCUUCGGCUUCUACCAGCCGCACGGCUUCGCCGGCAGCCAGAAACGGGUGGCCACCAACGUGUCGUGUUGCAACUGCGGCGCCGGCGGACAUCGAGCCGAGGAGUGCAAACAGCCGCCGAUGGAUUCAACGCAGCAGGGUACGUUUCGGCUGAAGUACACGCCUCACGCUCAGAGUAAAGACUCGGGCGACUGACCGAUGGCGUCGGACACGUUCCUGCUGCGGAUCCUCUGUGAUUCAAACUUCAGAGACCUGAACUCUGCAGACGGACGUCGAGUCGUGUUACAGAUGCCGUUCAUUAACAGAAAAGUCUCAAAGCAGCUUCUCAACCAAACCAUCAAGUGUUUGUAUCCCUCUGUCUCAGCAGCCGACUGUUCCCUCUCUGCUCAUCAUGGUCUGGUUUUAUUUCAGCUGAGUCAGCUUCUGACUGCCACACUCAGGUGUCAUCAUGCUGUUUCCCAAAUAGAGACCGUUUUAGGAAAGGAGUGGGAAACUAGUGAGACGUUUCAGAUGAAUUUCACCAGCUGAGAGCCACAAGAACCUCUAUGAUCCUGGAAUUCUGAGGAAAAAGACGUUUUAUUAAUCGUUUCAGUCGGGGCGGUGAACAUUCAACCUGGUCUUCGAGUUAAAAAUCACAGUCUGUUUUAUAAUUAAUACUCUGAUAAAGUGGAGUCGUGCACUGAUUUGCAGCUCUUAUAAACCCAUAUUCAAAUCACAAUGAAACAGAGAAGAGAUAGAAAUAAACAUUUUGAGUAAAAAAAAAGAUGAUUUUGAUUUUGGAGGCAGAACAUGUCUAAAAAAAUCCAAGUUGUUCGAGGUUCUUUAACAACAGUCUGGUGUCCAGGAACUGAGACCGGUUCUGGAUGAUGUUCUAAAACCUGUAGAAACUUUUCAUUGAUGGAGUCUUUCCAGGUGUAUAAGCUGCCCAUGAUAGAAGCUCAAAUGCACCCCCAUACCAUCAGAGAGGCAGGCUUUUACCUCUGCUGAUAAAAGGCUGGAUUGUCUUUAGUUCAGAGGACGUGGUGUUUGUAGUUUCUAUAAAAAGAUUUUGUCUGAUGGGUUGGGCUGGAGGCUCCGCCCCUCGCAGAGACGGGCACCAGCUCCCCUCGACCCAGAACAGCUCUCCAUUUCAGUCUUCUCAGAACCUAAACACGUUUAAAAUGGACCGAAGUGUUUAUGUUUACAUGUGGCUUCUUCUUUGUAUGAUAGAGCUUUAAGCAGCUUUAGUGCCUGAAAAUACAUUUUAAAGAUGUUUUUUCUGCAUUCAAACUCAAAAUAACCUUAUUUCUACCAGGAAGUGGAACAGUUUAACAUUUAAUCUGUUUACUAUGAUCCACUGUGUUUAAAAUACAGGUUUAUAAGAUUUACAAAUCAUUUCUGAUUUUUGUUACAUUUUUAAAAUAAGGUUACAACUCAUGACAGAACAUCUGCAACACAUCAGUGCCUGUAGUUUUAAUAAGUUGAGUAUUUUGGGAGGUGUUUUAUAAUAUUUGGUAACACUCUGGGCUGCAGCCUCUCUACCUCUGAGCAACACGUUUACACCGAGGUGCCUGGACGGGUCAAAGUGCCAACGCUCUGUUUACACCUGCAGCUGCCUGCUUUUUGUGGCUUCCAGUCGUCCUGCAGGUUUUCACGAGAGUCAGAGGUGACAGGAAGUGGUUUAAUGUCUGAUGGUGGACCGGGUCUCUGGGCAGGACCCAGGACAGCUGGUCCGUCACGUAUCUGUUCCCCGGGAGGGCACGGUGCAGGAAAAGGAACGUUUUAUUUAAAAAGAACACGUUUAUGAUGUUUUUCAAACAAGUUCGUAAGGUUUGUAAUAUAUUUUAAAAAAACCAGAAACUCCUUUUACAGUUUUAAAAAGAAACUUUUUUUUUAAGAUUCUGGUUCGGGUUUGUUUUAUAUUUUAGACGUUAGAAUGACGUUGCUUCGUUUUUGCUCAAGUUCCUGUUUUUUUUUUUUCCAAGUAUUUGUGUGCAAAUGUUCAAAUAGUUUGUUUUUAUUUUCUAAAGCUUAUUGUUUCAGAACCUUUAAAGUUUUAUCUGACAUUUCAGGAAAACUCAUCGGAAUAAAAAAACUGUUUAGGCUCAGGAGAUCUGGUGGAUUUUUCUGGUUUUUACCUUUCAGACAAACAAAAACCUUGUUUUUAAUUUACAAAACGGGAUCAGAUUUAACCUCAGUGGUUUAGAUUUUUGUAAUUAAAGGUUUACUAAACUGCAGUUAUUUAAAGCAAAGUCUGAAUUCCUACUAAAAUAAGACAUGUUUACAUUCUCCCAAUGUUGCUUCAAAACAGAAAUUUCACAGUUUAUAUAACUUCUUGUUGCUGAAGGUUCAUUUAGGUGGAAAGAUUAAAAUGAGAACAAAAACAACUAUUUUUCCCUUUUUAUUGUUACCAAAAUACCAAGAUAAACAUGUGAAGGAGGCUGUGUGAUGUUGACUGGAGCAGGAGGCGGGGCAAGAAGCUCCGCCCCUCCGUAACAAAACAAGUCAACAACAAAAGACAUGUUUUAUAAUCAAAUAAAAUUACAUUUAAUAUUAAAAAAACAACAAUAAUACUUUGAUAUAAAGCAGCUAAACCUUGAGAUAAUUGGAGAGGACCAGGAUAACCAGACAGGAAGUGUGAAGCUCCGACGCUUAAAAAAAAACAACUAACAAAAUAAAAGACUCAAACCUGGCGCCUCAGGGGGAGUUAAAACUGAAAAUCUACUUGGUGUUGCUCAAACAUCUGCAGGUUUGUUCAGCAUUUAUACACUUCCUGUAAACUACAAUCAUCUGUUCCAGGAGCAGGAAGUUGUUUCAGGAAAGAUGCUUCAAGCUUGGGAGGGAAAAUAUAAAAAAAUAAAAUAAAAUAAAAA
Molecule: messenger RNA, 3985 nt
Organism: Austrofundulus limnaeus
Lineage: Eukaryota; Metazoa; Chordata; Actinopteri; Cyprinodontiformes; Rivulidae
Product: zinc finger CCHC domain-containing protein 14
Molecular function (GO): zinc ion binding; nucleic acid binding
Source: RefSeq, a predicted model, not a curated record